Messenger RNA from Yamadazyma jaroonii, 1299 nucleotides. NCBI's taxonomy places the organism in Eukaryota, Fungi, Ascomycota, Pichiomycetes, Serinales, Debaryomycetaceae. The record is from the annotation of a GenBank genome assembly.
AUGAGGUUCACCAGACUUUACUCAACAUUACCGAGACCAAACCUCGAUGUAAAGUCUAUUCUAGCUAACUAUAGUCGAUACCACGAUUCUAUCAUCAAAAGAGAACUAUCACCUACCAUUUUACACAAUCUUGAAUCUUUGAAAGAGAAUAGAACUGAAGAAUUGAAGGUAAAUAGUGAGUUGAACAAAUUGAAACAUGAAAGAAACACUCUUUCAAAGACCAUGAACAAAGACAACAAAGAGUCUAUUAUACAACUUCUUACAGAAUUUAAAGUGAAGAUCAAAGGGUUGGAAGAUAAGUUAUCAGUAUUAUCAGAAGAGAAUUUUCAAAAAGCUGAAUCACUACCAAAUUUAAUUGAUGAAUCAGUCAAACCUACUGAAGAUGUGGUUGAAUAUUUGAACUAUAAUGGGGAAGAUACUUUGGAAACCACAGAGUACGAUCACAAGGUCAUAGGAGAAAAGAAAGGAAUAAUGGAUUUCAAUUCGGGAGCUAAAGUAUCGGGAAAUUCAUGGUAUUACCUUAUUGGAGACGGUGCUAUGCUAGAGCAAGCUUUGAUCAAUUAUACAUUACAAAUGACAAGGGAGAAAGGAUACAAGAUGGUCAUACCUCCAACUAUCGUAAGGAACGAAAUUAUCAAUGGUUGUGGGUUCAAACCAAAUGAUCAAAAUAAUGAACAACAAAUUUAUGAAAUUUCCAAUAGUGAUUUAUCAUUGAUUGGAACCAGUGAAAUUCCAUUGGCAGGAUUACAUGUAAAUAGCAACAUCAAUUAUAAAUCCUUGCCUGUGAAAUAUGUUGGGUUAUCAAGAGCUUUCCGAGCUGAAGCGGGUGCUAGAGGUAAGGACACCAAAGGAUUAUAUAGAGUUCAUGAAUUCACUAAGGUAGAAUUAUUCCAUUUCACCAAACCAGAAAAUUCAGCUGAAGAAUUAGAAGAAAUUGCUGAGUUACAAAAGAAGAUCAUCAAUAAUCUUGGAUUGAAAGCUAAAGUUAUCAAUAUCCCUUAUAAUGAUUUAGGAUCUCCAGCUUUCAAGAAAUAUGAUAUCGAAGCUUGGAUGCCGGGAAGACAAGCAUGGGGAGAACUUACUAGUACAUCCAACUGUACAGAUUAUCAAUCAAGAAGGUUGACUAUCAAGUAUACCGAUGAAAUGAAGAAACAUCAUUAUUUACAUACAUUGAAUGGGACAGCCAUGGCAAUUCCCAGGGUCAUUGUAGCUAUAAUUGAACAAUUUUAUGAUCCAAUCACUGACAAAAUUUCCAUCCCCAAGGUUUUACAACCUUUCAUGGGAAAAGAGUUUAUUUAA